AUCACGAAUUAUACCUGUCAUGUACGAAAAAGUGAGGUUAUGCAAAAUUCAUUAUUAAAUAAAACUUCCGCAAAAUCACAUACAACGUAGUUUUAAAGCUGUCCAUUACAAAGAUGUCUUUAUUAAAUAAUGUCGUGAAAACUGUUCUCAAUGGCAUCAAACCAUUCACCACCCAGAAGUCAUUUGUACGAUUUCGAUACCAUGCAGAUAAAGUUGCCAGGGGGCCCUUAGUCAGAAGACAUGGAUAUGAAGAAAAAGUAUUGCAGAGAGGACUGCUGCCUCGAGACCCAAAGGCACAACCACUUCCUAUCCCAUUAUACAGGCCCCAGGAUGCUUGGUCAGAGAAGAAGGCUUUGUUUGGCCAGAAUGACUAUAUAGACAUCUUGGGCAAUGAAAACAUCCAUCCUGCAAGGAUACUUUAUAAUGUGCCAACUUGGUUGAGAGGAGUUGGUGGGAAUGAGUACCAGGUCAUGCUUCGGAAGAGGAAAAUGUUGGGACAAACGACAUAUCCUUUAGCAAGGCCAACAAAAUGGUACCAGUUAGAAAAGAGGAUCUUUUAUUUGUAUAAAUUCCUUAACCGAAAAACUAGGACACCAUACAGAAAUAGAUAAACUAUUUUAUUACAAUAUAUUAAAAUACAUAGGUUGUACAUUUCAAAAAUGCAUCAAUAAAAAUUUGCUAAAAA
Acanthoscelides obtectus is the source of this 685-nucleotide messenger RNA. The record is from the annotation of a GenBank genome assembly. NCBI's taxonomy places the organism in Eukaryota, Metazoa, Arthropoda, Insecta, Coleoptera, Chrysomelidae.